AAUCAAAAUACCAGUGAUUUUUUCCAAAUAACAAUUACAAAAUUUUGUGAAAAUGGUUUGAAAAACGUCGUGGAAAAAUGCCGCCAACACUAACCAACAGGUAAUAAACAUUAUCGAUUCCAUUGGUGUUUUUAAAUUCAUAAAUUCUAUCAUGACGAUGUAUGAAUAGCGCGAAUAUAGAUCAAGGGUGAAUGGAUUUUAUGCGAAUUGUCCAUAUUUUUACAUUCGUGUUGCUUUAAUGCUUUAAUGUGUUCGAGUGCGAAUAGGGUUAAAUUAUGUUGCAGAUUUAUUUGAAUAAGUGCGCAAUUGCGUUGUAGUGAUGUUUAUUAAGUACAAGUAAUGGUGUUGAUAUAUUAUGAAAAAGUAUGCGGUGCAUUUUUUGACAUUAACAUCAUAGUUCUAGCUAGAUGCGCUGAAGUCUAGGGUUGAGAAUUUGUACAGUGUUGCAUUAAUAUGAAAGAUAAGAUAUUUUUAUCCUUGUCGUAGAACUUCUUUUUUGUACUUCGCAUUUAUAUUGUCCAUAGGUACAGAAUUAUAACGUGCAAAUCAAUGUGUGCUAAACAGUCAAUAUUAUUGCCUGGGGGUGGGGACAUUUGUUUGCCCAGUGGUGGGGCUUUCACACAGUUCUUCUUUCCCUGGGGUUGGGACAUAGGCAUUUUCUUUCCAGAAAUGGCUAAUUCCCGGGGGGGGGGGGGGAUCAAAUAGCCCAUCAAUCCUUGGCAUGGAAUGGCUUGAUUUAUCGAAUGUAGGCCUGCUUUAUCGAAUGUAGGCCUGCGCAGAACAUAUGCGCAGAACAGACUUUACAUGGUCGUUAAUGAAAUUGUUUUGUUUUCAGAGUGGCAAAUGUAGUGGUCCAUAGUUGUAUAACUUGUAUGCUACGGCAAACCACUCCAUUAUAGUGUAAACAUAAUAUAGUCUCAAUACUAGAAACCUACAGUACUAAAUUUUUAGCAGAAUGUUAGCCAUAGUGUUAUUAAUAGUGUAAACACGGCCUAAAUGUCUAAAUAAAGUUUGAAAAGUUGGGGGGAAAAGUUUUCUCGUGCUCACCUAUUUUUUACAACCCCUGGACUGAUUAUCUCUCCAGGUGAACUUGGGCAAAGACGAGAUAGUAUCUGUACAUCUGAUACUGCAACUUGUAUCAUAUGCAGUUAAUUGCCAAAAAUUUGAAUUCAUACAAGCCACAAAAGGUCAACAUUUUGCAAAAUUCUGUUACCAACUUACCCAAUAAGUUGUGUUAUAAUUGAUAAUUACACAAGCAAUCAAUGAAAAGAAACAUUGUAUUAUGGGUUGAUAUUUUAAUAUGUUAGGGCAUCUGUCAAUAUAUGUAGUUGCAAGUCCCUGCGCUUGCUGCCUUCAGCUUUGCCUGUUUAGGCACAGAUUAAAUGAAGAUCUAAACAAUUUUUUUUUAAAUUUAUUCCCAUUCUUUCUGAACAACAAUCUCUAGUUGAGCAAUGCCCUUGUUUCCAGGGCAUUGCUUGCUCUUUUCUUGUAAACCAUCCAUAGAUUUUUCAUUGGGUCGAGUUUCGGACUUUUCGCUGGCAUCUCAAUGCUUUUUUUGCAUGAUUUCUGGAUCUUCGUGUUGCUGGCACAUUUUCCUAAUCGAAUGCCUUGUUGUCUGUCAUCACUCAUAUAAUCCGUCCCGAAACAAGCAAAGGAGCUCCCAAUUUGUCAUAUUAAAACCAACAUGUUUUAAUAUUAUCUGGCUGAUACAUUUUGUUCAAAAUAGCUUAAAUGAAAUCAUGCUAACCAGACGAUUUUACUCAUCAGGGGGAAAGUCUGGGGCAUAGGAAGCAUCACAAGAUUGGGGGGCACUGGCUUGCAGGGGUACUUUUGGACAUUGAAGGGAGGGGGGGACAAAAAUGUUCUUGUAAUACUAUACCGAAAUUGGAAGUUUUUGACCAAAUUUUUUUUAAAAACAUCAAAAUUUCCAAACAAAAAGGGCACUUUUGAUGUUAAUUUAGUAUUUAUAGCGACAUUAGCUUGUAUAGAAAGUAGGGGUGCACCGGAUUUAACGAAUUUUCCGGCAUCCGGCCGGAUUUGGAGAAAAUCCGGUCGGAUUUAAAUUUCUGUUUUCACCUUAAAAAAUUCACCAAGAAUGGGAUAUUUGGCAGCUUAAAAGUUUUAAAAAACAAUUAUAUUAUUAUAAAAUAUUAAGUUAUUAACAAAAAGAUGUUUAAAAAAGGUUUAAACACAAUCAAAAAUCUAAACUGACACUAACUAAAAAUAGUAAAAAACAUAAACCGUCAUUUUGAAUACUGAUUUAUCCCCAAUUGUCCCCAUUACCGGUUUAUCUCAAAUCCGGCAAAUCUCCCCAUUACCGGUUUAUCUCAAAUCCGGAAUUUUUGUCCAAAUCCGGUAAAUCCGGUUCUGGCCGGAUUUGAAAAUUCCAAAUCCGGUGCACCCCUAAUAAAAAGGGCACUUUUCAUCACAAGAAAAGGCACUUUUGAUCUUUUGAAAUAAUUUAAGGCACAUGCCCCCGGUUCCUACGUCCCUGGGGAGAGUGCUGCCACUCGGUGGAUUAAUCAGACUUUCUGCCCAUGCACACUGUUAAAUUUUUAUUUUUGGAUUUGCUGCCAGGAAAAAAAUGUGCCGGGUGUCCCCCAAAAAACUGGACACUGCUUGAUUUCAUGUAACAUAUACCUAUAAUAUAGCCUGUAAAAGCUAUCACAAUGAAAUAAAGAUCUUUGCAUUCAGAAAGGACUACAGUAACUUAGAUUUUGAUAUAUACAGUACAGUAGCACUUGAAUUUACAUGCAAUAUUGACGUGCUAUAUUGAUGUUUGAACGUUGAACUACUCAACUACUGUUUUUGGAAAUGCCAAAAAUUAGCAUGAAACAACCUUAAAAUUACCGAUGUAGUUAUACUUGUUAAAUAAUAAAUAUUUUUAUUUUUGUUGCAUCUUGCGAAGAAGUGCUGUAUCUCGCUCAUUAUUGCAUGUAAAUUCAAGUGUUAUAUAUCAAAAUCUAAGUUAGUCGUUUCUGAAUGCAAUAAUAUUUAUUUCAUUGACAUUGCAAAAGAUUUUAUAGCUUUUAUGCUACAUGAAAUCAAACAGUGUCCAGUUUUUUGGGUUGUUUUGGGGUGUUUGUUUUUUUUUGGGGGGGGAGACCUGGUAUUUUCUAGGCAUGUUGUGUGCAUAUAACUAGUUUGUCUUGGCUGAUGGUUCUUCUACUGUAUGUGUAUCAAUAUAGCACUAUACAAAUUAUCAGAAGAAUAUUAGGAAUAUAAUCUGUUUCCAGAACAUUACAUUGUAAAACAUACCUUAUUAUAGGAAAUUAACGAUGCACUUUAUUAACGCGACAUAAAUUAACGUGUCAUCUAAUUAACGCGAAUUGCUUUCAGGUACUUCUAUAAAACUGAUUAAAUUAACGCGAAUCUGACAGUUUAUGGUUAACAAGUUAAUUUAACUAACGCGAGUCGAAGAAUAUAAACACAACACCAAAAGUUUAAUAUUAUAUAUAUACUACCAAUUAAAACAGUACGCGAGUAGAUAUGUCAAAACUGUAACGUUAAAAGUUAAAGUCAUUUAAGCCAAUGUUAGUAUAUAAAAUAUAUAGUUCAGCUUAAGGUUCUGCCGACAGUGACAGUGAAGAGGUGGACUGAUGUUUUUGUUUUGAGGUUUAAUAUGAUCAUUAUGAUGUAUUCCGAGUUAAAAGAGUUCAUGUUAUAUGAAACAAAUCAAGGACAAGGUCUUUUUAAUUGACGAUAACUAAAAUUUGCAUGCUUGAAAUUAACGAAAACAUAAAUUAACAAUUAAAUUAACGCGAAAUUUUAAAAUACGUGUUAAUAAAGUGCAUCGUUAAUUUCCUAUAAUAAGGUAUUCAUUUUAAUUAAUGGGUUAACCAAAGUACUUGCCCAUCCCUCAAUGUACAGUACAGGUACCUGGAGCCCAGUUAUUUACUGGAACUGUAUGUCAACUGCUAUGUACAGGUCAAGUUCGGUACUAAUUUGAAAUAUCACAUACCUUGCAGAGAGCUGAAAAAUAAAUCAACAGGCAUUGAUAUAAUUGUGCCAGAAUUCCAAGUGAUUCCUGGGAAACUUGUGAACACAGUUCUGUACCAUGUUAUCGUCAUAACGCGACUUUUUUAUUUCAAAACGAGGCAGCACAAGGAGUCUGACUUGGUGCAGUUUGCAGUAAGUAUACUGUAUAAGACUAUAAGCAAUGCAAAGCUUGCUCAUCUAUUACAUGAAUUACAUACAGGCGAUGAACUGGCUUGCUUCCCUGGCGUGCUGGCUAGCUGGCUAACUGAGCAGAAAGCUGAAAGAAAGAACUUUAGAUUUUGCUGCAAGUGCGACUACAAGAAUAGCUUAUUUGCAUGUGGAUAUGCGAUAUUCUUAAGGCGGAUUUCCAGUCCUCGCACGAAGCUCCUCGCAGCUCGCUGCGAGUGCUUGCAUCUAAUUAAAAUGAACUGUUUAGCAUUGUCACAUUGUGAUUGGAUGAAAGUGCUCAUGCAUCACCCGCAGCGAGCUGCGAGGAGCUUCGUGCGAGGACUGGAAAUCCACCUUUAGUUAAGGCUAUAAAAAAGGUCAUUGAGUUUAGAUUAGUGUCAGAUAAAGAUUAGAUUAGGGUUAGAUUAAGAUUAGGUUAUAGGGUUAGGGACUUACAUGUAGGGUUCAACAUGUAGGGUUCAACAUGUUUCGCGAAUUUAUUGUGUUGAUAAUUUCGAACGUGUUUAAACACUUAUUCACUUAUAUAGUAAAGUCAAAGGUCGAGCUCAUGGUAAAACAAACACAUACCACGAGAAAUAUAAUGGCAUAAGAUGAUGGCAGGCAUGUGCAAACAAUGAAUCUUGUAAUCAUGCUCGUACUCAUAGUAAAAUCUAAAGGUCUCUAUUGAUUGACUGACUGUGACUGCAGUCACUCGACCUCUUCCCAAUGUUCGUCAGAGUAUAGUUUUAGAUUCAUUCAAAUUGGAUUUCAAUUUUGACGGGAUAAAAAAUUGUCAGUCGACAGUUUUGCAUACGCACGCAUCUACUCAUAGAAUCCACACUCUAUGUGACCAUACAGUACGUAUUAAUUUAAUUUAAUUAAUUAGCUUUGCCUUGCAAAUAACUAUAAUACAAUUAAUGGCAGGGAGUCCGUAACAGCGCUUAGCCAAUUACUACGGCCCCAUAAAACUAACAUUAAAACUAAUAUUACAAAUUUAAAAAAUACAAUAAUCAACUGAUAACAAACAACAUAUGAAAAUGACAACAAUACGUCUUUUACAUGCAGCACGAGAUUGGAAUACUAAGACUACGAACAGAGUUACACUUUGGACAAAUGGUUUUGUACGAACGAGGAUCGUAUAGGUGAUGUGCACCACUCCCAUGGAAUCGAUUCAAAGGACAAGGAGGUUUUCGCCAUGUUGGAUGAUAUUCGCAUUGCAAAAAAAGCAAAAUCCUUUGUUAAUGUCAUCCAACAUGGCGACGGUGACGUAACUUGCACACCACCUGAAUUAAAUUGUCAAGUAUUCAGAAAUCAACAUUUCACAUGACUUAAUGGACGACUUUCGCUUUAGACUAAAUUUUAAUCUAAGUUAGAACAACGAAAUCUAUCACCACAGCUAGAAAGAGCGUCUUGGAAUUAGUAAUAUUACAAAGUUUGGUUGCGAAAUGUUGUAAAAUACGGAAAAUAUAGCACUUCAAAGUUGGCAAAUUUGUAUACUUUUGUAUUACGUGCGUGAAUUGGUAACUAAAUUAACUUACCAAUUUCCGCACGUAAUAGAAAUGUAUACAAAUUUGCCAACUUCACAGGGCUAUAUUUUCCGUAUUUUACAACAUUUCGCAACCAAACUUUGCAGUUUUUCUAACUUUGAUAACUUCUUUCCAAAAAUAUCCUUUGUUAUUCCCAGAUUAAAAAUUUUUCUAAAGCGCAAGUCGUCCAUUAUUACGAUCACGGUGCCAAUAUGCGUAGUGCCAAUAAAAAGAAAGCUGUGGAUUGGUAGGGAUUCAACUACCUGAAAAAUACAAGGAGAACUUUGACGUUUCGAGUAUAGGCCCUUCAUUGGGAAGUCAGGAAAAUUAUAUAUGCUUUUAUACUAAUGAGUGAUGGUAUAAAAAUCUAAAGUGAUCAUGUGACAAAAACCAAUCAGGUGAAUUGUGUCAAAACGUGAAGUGUAAACGAGAAACUGUAAACCACAUUACAUAAUAUUGAUACAAAUAUACGGAAAACUACAACAAAUACAAUAAUAAACAAUUCUGGAAUAAGGUGAGAAUUCAAAGUAAUGUCUUUGUCUGCUUUAGAAAGACUUUGAUUGCAGUACUUUAAAUUUUCCUUGUAUUUUUCAGGUAGUUGUAUCCCUAUAAUUAUAGAAACUUUAGACAGUCUUCACCAAUCUCACCGCUAUACUCCAUCGAACUUUUCUCUUAUUCGACUUGUGUUUGAGCAGGCAUGAUUUGAACCGGAGUUGGCUCAUUGGGGCUUUUCCUGUUUUAGGCUCAGCCUAAACAGGAUGAGCCAACUCUGGUUCAAAUCAUGCCUGCUCAAACACAAAUGAGAAAACGAGAAAAGUUCGACAGAGGAUAGCGGUGACAUUGGUGAAGAGUGCUCACAGUUUUUAUUGUUUUCUGGCAAACUGUAUCAUCGUAUCCAUAUCAAUUGGCAAUUUAAAUUAUUAACUAUUAAUUACAUUGUGUCCUAAUGUGACCACUUUGUUAUUUUAAUUAACAUCUAACACCAGAUGAUUUUACUUGUCAAAGGGACAGCGCUGGCGCUCAAUGGCUUCAAGUGCCUCCACAAUGCAGGCAAUUUUCUGGGACUGGGGGGCAUGCUCCCAGACACCCCGAGAAUUGUGACUCACAAAGUAAUACGUCCCCCGCCCUUAAGAAACCCACUAAUAUCCAGGUGCCACUGGGCACUUCCCUAACAAUCUCUUUACCAUCAUACUUCAUUCUUAUCAACCUAGGUCGCAAAAAAGUAUGAAGACGUCGAAGAACUUCAUUCAAAACUUGUUGCAAAAUUCCCCAGUGUAAAUUUCCCCUCCCUACCGAAAAUGUCCCUAAUUAUCACCGAUAAAACCCUCAACGAGCGAAAGAAGUUUCUGGAACAGUUACUAAGUAUGGUCGCUCGUACACCCAAGCUUUGCAGUUGCUCACCUGUUUUGAGUUUUCUUGAAGUGAACAAGAUUAGCAUUAAACAAAAUCCGUUGCAAAAACCAGAACCGGAAAAACCCAAGGUUUGUAGGAAUGUGUUAUUAUUACCUCCGCCAGGAGGUUAUGUAAUCAUCUGGGUUUGUAUGUGUGUGUGUGUGUGUGUGUGUAUGUGUGUGUGUGUGUGUAUGUGUGUGUGUAUGUGUGUGUGUUUGUCUGUGAGCACGAUAACUCAAGAAAUACCAAACAUAUCCGUACGAAAUUUUGUGAGUGCAUUUCCCAUCGGCUAAGGAAGAACUGAUUAAAAUUUGGUUGAAUUUGGUUAAAAAUUGAAUGAGAAAUAACAAAAGUUUGUCUUGUUUAUCCCGGUCAAUUAAAUAAAACUUUAUACUGAAUGCGUAAUUAGGACGUGCAUAAUAUAUGCACCAGCCAUUCAAAUUCUAAUAACAAUAGAUUACUUCAAUAGUUUGCGCGUAGGCGGAGGUAUGCAGUCUCUGAGUGCCCUCUAGUUUUAGAUAUUUUUAUCUGACCGUUACUUGAGAACUGAUUGGUUAAUUUUAUCGUCAAAUUGUUUUUUUGUCGGGUUUUUUUUGCGCGAAAACCACCUAAAUUAUAAUGACGUAAAUAUUGGGAUUUUUUAGGGAAUCUCGGGAUAUUUUGGGAGCUUACUUGGGAUUGUUACAAAAUUACAGCGGAAUGCGGAAACAUCAAGACAAUUGUGUUGUUUUUUAUCAGUCCAAAUGUUAAGUUAUAAAAUGUCUUCAACAUUUCCACAAAUUGAGUUUUUCUUUUAUCUUUCAGGCAGCGAUAAAGCCAUUUAAAAGUUGUAGUAGAUUAACUUUAAAUAUAACAGUAAUUAAACAAAAGUUGACAUUCAAAGAAAAGAUUUGUCAUGAUGAUGUGUUUUGUUCGAGGUUUUGUUAUACUACAUUUUGGGCGAUAUUUUCCCAUGCAUCUUUCUUGCAUUAUAAAAUUGCAACAAAAUUCCGACGUUUCCGUGUUGACAUUGGAACAAGGCGUUUCCGUGUUGACAUUGGACAACACGGCUCUUAGCCAAUCAGCGUUCAGAAUUUACACUAUAUUAUAAAUAUAUAUACUGCAGUGCAGGGAUGGAUUUACUGGGGGGGUGCACCCUUACCCUGGCCAGGGGGUGCUAUUUUUCAUGAUAAAGCAAAAAAUUAUGAGACAAAAUGAGAUACAGCAAUUUGAGUAAUAACAUGAUGAUAAGCGAACUGUGAACAACAAUUACAAUUCAAAUACAGUAGUCAAGCAGGACUUUGCAGUAGUCAAGCAAGUUGAUGGGCGGGCGGCACACAUGACCGACACAACUCGGCACCAGGGGCCAGUCGUAAUUAACGCUAACUGUAGUUAGCGUUAAUCACUGUAGUUAAAUCCUUAACUGUAAUUAGUUAACUGCAUGACUUAACUGCGUUGCACAAAACGUAGUUAGUCGGAUAGUUAACUAAUCACGUAGUUAACUGUGCGCGGGACUUGCGUGGGGCGUUUAAACACAAAAUUACAUAAAGUAAGCAACGAGUAACAACCGCUGACACGCAUUUUCAACAUGAUUGUGGACUCGUAUUUUGCAAAUAGGCGGGAAUUUUAUUCAAAACACUAGAAAACAGUGAAAAAUAAACAAGAAAACAAGGAAAAACCGCCACAAAAAUCAUAGAAGAAUGCAAUUUUUCCUUAAAAGGUAUAGCUGUUUAGCAAUUAUAUAUCAGUGUUUCUUGGUGUAAUGGACCAUACUUCGUCUUCGAGAAAUCGUCCUGUGCAAAAAAUAUGUUCUGUUUUCGUAAAAACACCAAAGCGAUAGCAUUUGAAGAGUUUAUACAGGGAAGCUAGCGAUUGAAAAUCUCAAGUAAGCGUUGCUUUUCAUUAUUGUUUUAUUGAAAAAUGUUGUUCACUCCUAUACAAACGCCAUUUUUAACUACGUUUUGGACAGUUAACUAUACCCUAAAGCAUAUAUAUAGUUAACUUUAACUACUCUUUAACUGCAGUUAAGGCUAACUACACUUUUAUACAACCGGCUUAACUACGUGAUUAAAGUUAACUAUUUUUUUAGGCUUUUUAACUACUUUUUAACUGCAGUUAGCGCUAACUACGUUUUUAUACAACCGGCCCCUAGCUGGCAGAGCACCCCCCCCCCCCUACCAGAUCAUGCUGGAUCCAUCCCUGCUGCAGUGGGUGGUGCCAGUUGUGUUUUUCGCAGCUGCUCCUAGUUAGUUCUGAAAAUUGUACAUAAUCUUCCAUAAUUUUUUAGGGAGCAUCUCGCUCGAUAGAACUAACCAGUUUGAUACAAUUUUAGACCUGAUCAGGAGCUAGUAAUUGACCGAUAAUCGUAUCGGUCGAUGUUUGCCUUACCGGUAGGCAAUCGGAAUCGGUAGAAUUAUCUAUAUUUCCGAUUGUCUAAAACCGAUUGUUGAGAAAAUACACACUUUAAAAAUUAUAUGCAUUGCCGCAUGUUGAUACACGUUGCGUUUUAAAGCAAUACAUGUAUGUCAAAUUAAUGCGUGAAGCGUGCCAUUCAUUAACGGUUCCGAUUUCCAUUAGGCGGAAUUUUUGCGCGUGGAUUCGUCUUUUCUAAUUAGUUCCACACGAGAAAUCACAAGACAAUGAAAAAUUCCGUUCCGCGCGCAAAAUUCCGCCUAAUGGAAACCGGCUUGAAGGCUGUUUUCCACUAGGCGGAAUUUUCCGCGCGGAGCGGAAUUUCUCUUUGUCUUGUGAUUUCUCGGGUGGAACUAAUUAGAAAAGACAAAGACAAAUUGCGCUCCGCGCGGAAAAUUCCGCCUAGUGGAAAACGGCCUUAACGUUGCAAAUUAUCGUCAUGAAUGAUGUCACCUUUACUCGGUAGACAUUAUGACCUCAUUAUAAAAUCGGCAUCGCGGUAUCUAUCAGAUUGUGGCUUCACUACCAGGAGCUAUCGAUCUGGCAGAAAUCGAUCCUGCCGCCCUGCGAUUCCGGUACAGCGCUCUAACCAACUGAGCUAAAGAGUCCAGUUGUCGAGCUGUAACUAGAAAGUUAAACGAAAAGUGGAUAGAAGUGGAAAAUGAAAAAAUGAACAACGAAAAAUGGGUAGAAGCGGCGAUCUAGAUACCCGACGAUUCCGAAGUUCGAAUUCCACUCGAGACAACGAAUUUUUCGCUAUGCUCUGCAGUGUCAGAAUUUUAUGAAACAAGUAAAUGAUCAAAAUCUGUUUUAAUUCUAUAUUUUCUCUAAACUGGCCGCAAUUUUUAGGAAGAGGAAACAGAAGAAAAUAAACAAGAAGUUGAGCGAGAUAUUUUUGGUGUGACACAAUACGAAGGGUCGGACGACGAAAGCGACUCCCAUUCGGGCAGUGAUCAAGAAGACGCCGCUGUUGUUGACAUGAAACGACCCAGUGACCCACAACCGAAACCCAACAGUUCCCAACCCACUGUUUUUUUCAAGGAACAAGAGGAGAACCUCACAGAUCAGUUUUUGAAAUCUAGUGGGAAAUUUUCGUUUGGAAGCCAUGACGCAAACGAGAAAGAUGUUAGUGAUUUAUUUAUUCCGGAUGAAGCGAGGAAGUCCGAUGAUGUGAAGUUGUUUGAUAGUGACGAUGAUCCUGAUUUGCUUGAGUAAGGUUUUGUUCAUCACAGUAGUUGUUUGUGUGAUUAUUCAACGAACCUUUACUGAAUAGUAAAUACAACGAAAACAAAGAAUAACAAAAUAGCAACUGCAACAUCAGUAAUGGCAAGAACAGUAGAAAACGAAACAACAGCAGCGACAGCAACAACAAACACAAAACAGCUAUAUCAGAAACAACGACAUCGGCAACAACACCACCACCACCAACAACAACAGCAGCAACAACAACAACAACACAACAACAACAACAACAAAGCAACAACUGCAUUAGCUGGAGAACAACAACAGAAACAAGAACAGCGACAACGACAAAGGGAACGAUAUCAGUAAAAACAACCACAAUGACAAUGAAUGUCCACCUGUGAUUUUUUUAUUGGUAUAAGAAUUUAAUAUUUAAAUUCGUACAUGCUUUAUGUCAACCUAUCCUCCACUUUAUUCCUAGAAUUGAAGACGAUCUUGACAAGCUACUUAAUGUUUCUAAGAAAACAGAGAAGCCUGCGCCAAGUCCCAAACCCCGCGCUGCACCAAAACCCGAUCUUAAACCGCGUCCUACCCCAAAACCAAGGUUUGUGGAGUCAACCAGCAAUGCAGACUCCGACUUCUUGACCAAACCUGACAAAUCAGCCAAACCUGAAAAACCAGUGAAGCCUGAAAAACCGGUAAAACCUGAGAAACCGGUAAAACCCGAAAAACCAAUCAAACCUGAAAAACCUGUCAAACCUGAAAAAUCCGUCAAACCUGAUAAACCAGUCAAACCAGUUGGGCCUCCAAAGCCGAAACCGAGAACAAGAGCAAAGGUUGCCUCCGAGGAAAAGAGUAUAGAAAAGCAGAAGAAUGUUCCUGUUGAAGUUACAACGGGGUAUGUUAUUGCUGGGGUUUAAUAUAUGCAGGAAAUGUUUUUUACUUCAGCUGACGAGUCUUAAUGCAGUGAGCCUAAAUCCCCCACUUAUAUAACUUGCUGGCUACACCACGUGGAUCUCCGAGCAGGUUGCAAAUCUUUGUGGUGAGUCCUUAAGGGUGAUUAUGGUGUUAUAGUGUUAUUACAGAAGGAAUCCGGAGUUCUCAUAGAACUCCUGCAAUGUCUAGGCAUUGUAGUGGACGUGAAAAAAAACACCAUUCACAUGCAACAGUGAGGUGGAAUUAAAUAACCAUUGAUAGGCUAGUCUUUGAAAGAAGUAAAUUGAAAAGUUAAUCAUACUGCAAGAAUCGAACUUGUCGUAUUGUCGUAGAGCAGCGUUCAGCUCUGCAAAUAAAAUUCUAUUGGUUACAUUUUUAUAAACUUCACUAAAUUUAUACACUAAUAAUAAAUUUUUAAAAAAUUAAUGAAGUUUUCAGGUCUAAAUGAGGUAAUCUGGAUGAUCCAAUAAGGGUCGUUUGUUAUUUAUCUUAUUAUGACAACGGCGAAAUUAUAAUCAGAUAACUACACUGGACUAGUAUCUCAAAGUCGCGGGUUCGAUUCCCACCGUGGUCAGGCAAGCUUUUCAGCUUGCCCGGUGUGAAUGCACACUCGGAGUAACGUCACAGACAUCGUAUUCACCUGAGUCCAUAACACCAACACACACAAAAGUCAAGACAACUACACAUAACAGGAAUUUCCAGAUCUAAAUCAGACCCUUGCAACUUUUAGGUCGAAAUCAGACGCACUGGAUGACAUCUUUAGCAAACCAUCAAGAAAAGAUCUGUUUAGUGGCAUUGAUGACGAAGAUGAAGAUUUAUUUAAACCAGCGGAGCCAGAGGACAUUGAUGACAUUACAAAAUAUAUCGAGAAAAAUAUCGGGAAUAUUGGCAAUGAGGAAGUGGACCUUUUUUCAUAGGUCAUAGGAAAUUAAAUUGAAAAUUAAGGAAAAGCAGAGACCUUCGACUUCGAGAGGCACUAUCGCUCUGUCACGUUUCAGUUCCCCUUUUUCUCUUUUUCUACAAACUCAAAGUUGUACUAGCUUUGGUUCAACUGUGUUAUAAAGAUGUGUUGUGCCAAAGAGAGGAUGAUAACAAGUUUGUAGUAGCAGAUAUUUAACGAAAAAAUCUCACAGUCGUAGUCGGUUCUCGUAGCCGUCGUCAAAUCUAAAGUUCCCUAUUAUUAAGGUCCAGACACACCGGACGCGAUUGGACAACGCGACGCCAUUUUUCGAUUUUCACUGACCGAUAACUUUGAUCCUAGUUUAAAGUUUCCAAAUAUUUAUAGAAGCGCUAUAACCAUGAUUAUUAUACAUUGUAGUUGGUAAAAGCAAUUUGAUUGGCUAAGACCUAGCUUACAGUUAAAUCACGCAACCUACGUAUCUGCAAAUGAGCCUGCGAUGAUUAGCAAGCGGUAUCUAUUUGCAGCCAAAAUACAAGAACCUUCCCACUUCCGCGUCUGUAACUUGUUUUGUAUUUCUGUAAUUUGUUCUAUUUUUGGUAGCGAUUUCUGUCGGCAAAUAUCGCGGGAGAAUUCCCCUUUCUUUCCUUUGUAUACGUCAAUUUGUAGUAAAGGAUACACCUUUCGUUAGAUUCUUUGCAUAAAAGUUGUGAAAUUUUUCAUUUUAGUACGUCACUGAAUGAUUGUAUUCGGUAAUUUUAAAUUUGUAUAGUAUGAACACACUAGGCGGCGGUUUAAAACCGAUUUAUCAUCGCUAUAAGAUCUAAGUUUCGCAACUUUUAUGCAAAGAAUCUGACGAAAGGUGUAUCCAUUGCUACAAAUUGACGUAUAUAAAGGAAGGAAAGCGAAAUUUUACCGGAUCCUAACGCGAUAUGUGCCGAUAAAGCGGUAAUCGCUACAGAAAAUAGAACAAAUAAAUACAAAACAAGUUACAGAAGCGGAAAGGUUCCUGUAUUUUGACUCUGUAACACAAACAAAUGUAUAAUAAAACGAUUGUUGAAUUCGGUUUUUGUGAUAUGCGGAAUUAUCAAGGUCGAGGUAAGCGUUAUCCAAUAAUUGUUAAUUAUUUGGUCUACAUAUCUUUUAAAAUUUGCUUUCAUUGGCUGUUUUAUUUACUUUCAAAAACUAAAAAAUCGCGUCGCGUUGUCGAAUCGCGUCCGGUGUGUUUGGACUUUAAUUAAGGUUCCGCAAAUUCCUUACUCUUCAAGAAAUUACUUCCUUGAAAAUUCCUUCGUUCUAAGCAAAGACGAAGGACUUUGCGAAAGUCUAAGGUAAUAUAAGAAGCACUGAUAUAUUUCUAGAUGGUAAGACUAUGUGACCCGAAACCUAACAGAAUGUAGUUAACUCUCUGAACAUCUUGGCUUACACCAAAUCUGCGUGAUUUUUAGUUGUUAAAAAAUAAUCAAAAAAUAUGCUAAAGUACAAGUAAUUUGGGGUUACAAAGUAUCCGUGAAUGAAAACUGAAAAACAUACGUAUACCGCGUCGCCGCCUAAUUGCUUCCCGUUGGCUUUAAUAUUUAACAUUAAUUUUGAAAAGCGUGGCCUUUUUAUGUUAUCCCGUUUCCUGUAUGAUGCAUACAUUUUGCAGUCUAUUAAUUCAAAAAACUUGUGCGUUGGAGCAAAAUUCUAUACAGGACUAUAGACGCUAUUGUCUAAUUAAAAUUAAUAAAAUUAUAUGUUACUAAAAUCACAUGUGUGCACCAGCGCUGUUAUAUGCAUCUAUAAUGU
Molecule: messenger RNA, 14259 nt
Organism: Paramuricea clavata
Lineage: Eukaryota; Metazoa; Cnidaria; Anthozoa; Malacalcyonacea; Plexauridae
Source: the annotation of a GenBank genome assembly